GAGGUUUCAUUAUAUACCAAAGGAAUAUGUGGCGAGUGCUUUUGCUGCAGUGCGUGUUUCUGGUUAGUUCGGUCCUGGCUUUAAGCCACAAGGGAAAUGAAACUUCUGGUGGUACAUCGACUUUCCAAUGGAGUCCAAGAAGCCUGGGGAGGAUUAUAGCCCACUGCCUAGGAGGUUCGGAGGUGUGGGAGUGUCUGGGCUCCGAAAGCGAGCACCUGCUGGAUGUUGCUACUACGGAUAACAACACCUGGCAGAUCAGCGAGUAUUUAAGCAUUGAACCACUGGAUGGAUUUCGGAGUCAGGAGAGGAGUCGGAUGGAUACUGGACUAGCAGGGAAAUUACUGGAGCUGGUCCAGGGGAGAGCUCUGCGGCUUCAGCUGCCACGGCAGUUGACCAUUUCGAAUGCCAUCGAUGACUUUGGCAGCGAACUGGGCUUAGAUCAAGGUCGCAAAAAGAAGGACAAAGACAAGCACAUGGCCAUGAUGGGCGGCAUGAUCAUGAUGGCCACUCUGGCCCAAAUGUUCCUAGGCAAGGUCAUCCUCAUCGCCGGCUCCGCCUUCAUAAUGGCCAAGAUCGCCUUGGUCAUCUCCCUGCUGGGCAGUCUAAAAAAGGGUUCGACUGGACACAGUGGUAGUAGUGGCGGUGGUGGCACGGAGCAUGUCGUGGUUCACUCCAGCCACGAAAGUGGCUGGCAUCGCAGCAUGCCGACACAUGAUUAUGCAUCUUCGCAGUUGGAGCAGAUGGAGGAACCGCCACUGGGCAAUCAAAUGGAGUUCUACCAGGCGUAUCAGAUGGAGCCACUCAAGCGCCGCCUGCAUCAGGCGGAGAACACAGUGCAACAGGCACGCCCAGAGGCUACUAAACCCACUCGGGGUUUCUUAUAGAUGAUAAUUCUAAGCUCCUAGUGUGUCCAUAGAAUAAAGCACAUUUACGAUACUAGUGGAAUAAGCCAGUAAGUCUAAGAAUAGUAAGAAUUAUUUGA
Messenger RNA from Drosophila eugracilis, 982 nucleotides. RefSeq lists its product as uncharacterized. Lineage: Eukaryota; Metazoa; Arthropoda; Insecta; Diptera; Drosophilidae. The transcript is spliced from 3 exons. The record is from RefSeq and is a predicted model, not a curated record. Bases 27 to 884 code for a protein of 285 amino acids.